AUGGAUUACACGGAGUCCGAGCCUGUACUGGAAUCCAAGCCUGAGUCUGAGUCUCAUAAAAGCGACUUUGGGACUCAUGCAGCAAAGCCCCACCCGCUACUUUCGGAAAUUUAUAUCCAGGCACAAAAUCCACCUGUGGAUCGAACGUCCAUAAUAAUUGCAAACACAAAAUGGAUACCUUCGAGUACAAUUCCUACCCUGUCCGUCUUCGGCAGCGACACGCUGCAAAAAUUUGCCGAUGAGAUCUCCUGGCCAGAAGUGAAGGCCCCGCUGGUGCUCUCGACACCCCUGCAGAUCGGUCAGGCCGAAAAAGCGAAAGAGUUGCUCAAGGGCCAGAUCACGGGUAUCUUCAGCGGGUGCGACUAUGCAUACUCUCAUGAAUGUCACAAGGCUCUUGGGUAUGCGAAGGACCAGGGAGCAGAUUCGGUCAUUUCCAUUGGAGGCGAAAGCACUAUCGGUCUUCAGAAGGCGAUCAGCAUUCGCACUGGACUACCGCAUAUUUGUAUUCCGACUGCAUAUACUAUUAGCGAAAUGGCUCCGAUUCUAAGUGAGACUGCCAAUAGAUCGAAGAAGACUCAGUCGGAGCCCAGAAUCUUGCCCGACACGGUCAUCUAUAAUGUAGAGCUCACAAUGACCUUGCCGGUGCCUAUUAGUGCCACUAGCGGUGUUAACGCCAUUGCGACUUGA
Molecule: messenger RNA, 687 nt
Organism: Penicillium roqueforti
Lineage: Eukaryota; Fungi; Ascomycota; Eurotiomycetes; Eurotiales; Aspergillaceae
Exons: 2
Coding region: 1-687 (228 amino acids)
Cellular component (GO): mitochondrion
Molecular function (GO): alcohol dehydrogenase (NAD+) activity; metal ion binding
Source: RefSeq, a predicted model, not a curated record